This is a messenger RNA of Canariomyces notabilis, 2041 nucleotides long. Its product is annotated as glycoside hydrolase family 72 protein. The transcript has 3 exons. Bases 111 to 1547 code for a protein of 478 amino acids. Gene Ontology annotation, molecular function: 1,3-beta-glucanosyltransferase activity. Gene Ontology annotation, cellular component: plasma membrane. Lineage: Eukaryota; Fungi; Ascomycota; Sordariomycetes; Sordariales; Chaetomiaceae. Gene Ontology annotation, biological process: fungal-type cell wall (1->3)-beta-D-glucan biosynthetic process; fungal-type cell wall organization. The record is from RefSeq and is a predicted model, not a curated record.
UGUAUCGCUUCCCUCCCUCGUUCUCUAAUCUUCAGCGCAAUAUCGCCACAUUCCACUCAUAGGCCCUACUUUUGGACUCUGCUCCCCUUACAGUCACUUGCAUAGUAGUCAUGUUUAUUCACUCGGCCCUCCUCGCGCUUGGCGCGACGCUGGCCGCGGCCGUCCAGCCUUUGGAGGUUCAGGGCGCCUACUUCGUCAACCCCAAGACCGGCAACCGGUUCCAGGUCGUCGGCGUCGCUUACCAGCCCGGCGGCUCUGCGGGCUAUAACGAGGAAAAGAAGGUGGAUCCGCUGAGCAACCCAGAUAUCUGCCUCCGUGAUGCCGCCCUGCUCCAGAUUCUCGGUGUCAACGCGAUCCGCGUAUACAAUCUGAACCCCAACCUGAACCACGAUGCGUGCGCCAGCAUCUUCAAUGCCGCUGGCAUGUACAUGAUCCUCGACGUCAACUCGCCCCUGGUCGGCGAGUCUCUGACCAGCGACAAGCCCUGGGAAUCAUACUAUGCUGCCUACUUGAACCGCACCUUUGCGGUCGUUGAGGCCUUUAAGGACUACCCCAACACGCUGGCCUUCUUUUCCGGGAACGAGGUUAUCAACGAGGUUUCAAAUGGCGCCACUGUUCCCCCUUACAUGAGGGCCGUCACUCGCGAUCUGAAGAAUUACGUCAAGAACCACGUUUCCCGGCCCAUCCCGGUCGGCUACUCUGCCGCUGAUGUUCGUGAUGUGCUUUUCGACACGUACAACUACUUCCAGUGCUCCCUUGAAGGCGACGAUGACAACAUGAGUAAGGUCGACAUCUUCGCCCUUAACAGCUACAGCUGGUGUGGCGAGAGCUCAUUCGAAACCUCCACCUUCGACGACCUGGUCAGCGGCUUCACCGGCACCUCUGUGCCCGUCUUUUUUUCCGAGUACGGUUGCAACACCCCGUCUCCCCGCGUCUUCACCGAAGUCGGCACUAUCUACGGCAGCCAGAUGACUGGCGUCUUCUCGGGCGGCAUCGUCUACGAAUACACGCAAGAGUCCAACAACUACGGCCUAGUCGAGAUGAACGAGGACGGCACUGCCAAGCUCAGGGGCGAUUUCGAGACCCUGCAGGCCCAGUACGCCAAGCUCAAUUUCACCGAGAUCCAGAGCCAGAAGCCGCCCACGGGCGAGACGCCCAAGCCACCUGCAUGCAGCCCCAGCCUGAUCACCACAAAGGGCUUCAACAACAACUUCACGAUCCCCGUCCCCCCACCGGGAGCCGAGGAGAUUAUCAAGAACGGCGUGUCGCCCAAGCCCUCAGGCAAGCUGAUCGAGAUCAGCGACUGGACCGUCAAGUACGAGGUCCGCAACUCAAACGGCAACGUAAUCACCAACCUGGCUGUCAAGCCCCUGGCCGAUGACGCCAUCAACGAACCGGGCACCAACACGGAAGCAGGCACCGGCACCGGCACCAGCACGGGUUCCUCAGCCUCUUCCACCCCAAGCAAGGACGCUGCCCCGCGCACGGGUGCCGUUGUCUUACCCGCCAUGGCUAUGGGUGCCCUUGCCGUCAUGGCCGCAAUCUAAUUGCUUUGUUCUGACUGCCUUGGAUAUUUAAUGCCUCGGUAGAAAAGAUAAGAGGAUAGAACUGUGGAUAUUAUCAGCGAUAUAAGAGGGCGGGCCAAGGAGGUAAUUUAGGACUGGAGUGUAUUGUAUUUAUUGUACAUGGCAGACAGGCAAACCGGGCACUCAAGCCACUCAUGGCGAUCCAGCCGGGCCGCUGGGUAACUGGGUAAUGGGACAGACGGAGAGAAAAGGACCGGACAUGGUGUGUUUGGAAUCUGGUGCUUUUCUUUCUCGUGCUGUCUUCCUGUUCAGCUCGGCGUGAAACCUGUAUAUAUUGGAUGUAUGUAUGAUACCGCCUCCUCCAUUUAUCUCCCAAUUCCUACUUUGUUCGCGUCUUCGUAACUGGGGUAUUGCGCGUCAUGCUUGCCCUUGCAGGACUUAGGUCAUAGCAAGGGGUGUAAAUGGUACUUAUGAUGCUCGAGACACGCGAAACGAAGUUUCAAGCCUUGAAAAGA